GUGUGCGUCGGUUAUGUGUGUGUGUGUGUGUGUUCCUCGGUCUGUGUUGAUGUCGCCUCGCUGCCACCGACUCUCACGGUGAACCGACGGGAUAAAUAGAAACUAAAGCAGCCCGGUGAUCCGCCGCCGCACGCCGACCUGUCCGCUUCCAUCGGGCCGGAACGAUGAGCCUGCAUCGAGCGGACGAGUUCAAGCCUCCCCCGGAGUGCCCGGUGUUCGAGCCUAGCUGGGAAGAAUUCCGGGACCCGUAUGCUUUUAUCAAUAAGAUCCGGCCGAUCGCGGAGAAAACGGGGAUCUGUAAAGUCCGGCCGCCUCCGGACUGGCAGCCUCCGUUUGCCUGCGACAUCGACAAGCUUCACUUUGUUCCUCGGAUCCAGAGGCUCAAUGAACUGGAGGCACAGACCAGAGUCAAGCUCAACUUUCUGGACCAGAUUGCCAAGUUUUGGGAUUUGCAGGGAUGUACCCUGAAGAUUCCUCACGUGGAGAGGAAGAUCUUGGACUUGUAUCAGCUAAAUAAGCUGGUAGCAGACGAGGGAGGCUUUGACAUCGUUUGUCAGGACCGGCGCUGGACCAAGAUCGCUAUUCAAAUGGGCUUCAGCCCCGGCAAAGCUGUGGGCUCACAUCUGCGAGGGCAUUACGAGAAGAUCCUGUACCCCUACAACCUGUUUCAGAGUGGAACCAACCUGCUGGCACCAGAUCCAGCUUCCAAACUGAUGCGUUUGGAGGCUGAUCCUGACCUUGAACAGUGCGUUCAGAAACUUGUCCAGCCCGUGGAGAGCCCGGACAUCAAGGUGCAGAACCUGGCUCCGAGGCCGCCGGCUCCAGCCCCCGACUCGUCACCCGGUGCUCGUCGAGCUAAACGCAUGAAGUGUGAGGCCGCCUGUGUGAAGACGGAGCCAGGUGAGGUGGGUGACAGCAGGCCUAACCUGAGGCGGAGGAUGGGCUCUUUUGUUGCCAAACCAGAACCAGACAAACUGAUUCCUGUUCCAGUGAAACAGGAACCUGUUGAGUUCAAGGAACCAAUAAUGGAACCGGACAAAUUCAAGCCGCGGUACAAGAUGGUUCCCCCUGUUCCUCCAAGUCCAGUGGACCUAGUUGUGUGUCUGGUGUGCGGCAGUGGAGGCGAUGAAGACCGUCUGUUGCUGUGUGACGGCUGUGAUGACAGCUACCACACCUUUUGUCUGAUCCCCCCGCUGCACGACGUCCCCAGAGGAGACUGGAGGUGCCCCAAGUGUCUGGCUCAGGAAUGCUGCAAACCUCACGAGGCGUUCGGGUUCGAACAGGCUCACAGGGACUACUCGUUACGUGCGUUUGGGCAAAUGGCAGAUGCCUUCAAAUCAGACUACUUCAACAUGCCGGUUCAUAUGGUGCCCAUGGAGCUAGUGGAGAAAGAGUUCUGGCGUCUGGUCGGAGCCAUUGAAGAGGACGUUACUGUAGAAUAUGGAGCCGACAUCGCGUCCAAGGAGUUCGGGAGUGGAUUCCCCAUUCCCAACGGAAAAUUUAAAGUCUCCCCAGCUGAUGAGAAAUACCUGCAAUGUGGCUGGAACCUGAACAACCUGGCCAUGAUGAACCCAUCGGUUCUGACCCACGUCACAGCUGACAUCUGUGGGAUGACGCUGCCGUGGCUCUAUGUUGGCAUGUGCUUCUCCUCCUUCUGCUGGCACAUUGAGGAUCACUGGAGCUACUCCAUCAACUACUUGCACUGGGGGGAACCUAAAACCUGGUACGGAGCUCCUGGCUUUGCAGCAGAGCAGCUGGAGGAGGUGAUGAAGAAGCUGGCCCCAGAGCUGUUUGAGUCUCAGCCUGACCUGCUGCACCAGCUGGUCACCAUCAUGAACCCCAACACCCUGAUGGCUUAUGGAGUCCCUAUCUACAGGACCAACCAGUGUGCAGGGGAGUUUGUCGUCACGUUUCCCAGAGCUUAUCACAGCGGCUUCAAUCAAGGCUUCAACUUCGCUGAGGCGGUCAACUUCUGCACCGUAGACUGGAUGCCUCUUGGCAGGCAGUGUGUGGACCACUACCGUCUGCUGCACCGCUACAACGUGUUCUCCCACGAUGAGAUGGUGUGCAACAUGGCCAGGAAGGCAGCCACACUCAGCGUGGUUCUAGCCUCUGCUGUCCACAAGGACAUGGUCCUCAUGGUCAAAGAAGAGCAGGAACUGAGGGACAAAGUGAAGAAACUGGGCGUGUUGCAUUUUCAGGAGGCAAAGUAUGACCACCUCCAGGAUGAUGAGCGACAGUGUGCCAUAUGCAGGACCACCUGCUACCUUUCUGCUGUCACCUGUCCCUGCAGCCCUGGAGUCCUGGUCUGCCUGUACCACAUCAAUGGCCUCUGCUCCUGCCCGCUCUCCAACUACACUCUGAACUACAGGUACACGAUGGACGACCUUUUCCCAAUGAUGAACGCCGUGAAGCUACGAGCCGAGCUGUACGAUGAUUGGGCCUCCCGUGUCACAGAGACUCUGGAGGCCAAACUGGAAAAGAAGAAAGGUCUGCCCGUGUUUCGCUCUCUUCUCACUGAGUCAGAGUCCAAGCUGUUCCCGGACAGCGACCUGAUGCGGCGCCUGCGUCUGGUUCUGCAGGACGCAGAGAAGUGCGCCUCGGUGGCGCAGCAGCUACUGAAUGGGAAGAAGCAGACCAGGUAUCGAUGUGGAACGGGGAAGUCCCGCAGCCAGCUGACUGUGGAGGAGCUCAGCUCAUUUGUGAGGCAGCUGUAUAACCUCUCCUGCAGCCUCCCGCAGGCGCCCAUGCUGAAGGAACUCUUGAACCGUAUUGAAGACUUCCAGCAGCACAGUGAGAAGGUCCUGGCAGACGAAGCUCCCAGCGUUGCAGAGAUCCAGAGUCUGCUGGAUGUCAGUUUUGACUUUGACGUGGACCUGCCGGAGCUGCCACAGCUCAGACAGAGGCUGGAACAGGCGCGGUGGCUGGAGGGGGUGCAGCAGGCCAGCGCCCAGCCUGCCACCCUCACCCUGGAGGCCAUGAGGAGGCUCAUCGACCAGGGAGUCGGUCUGGCCCCUCAUUGGUCUGUGGAGAUGGCCAUGGCACGCCUUCAGGAACAGCUCACGCAGUCCGAGCACUGGGAGGACAAGGCGAGCAGCCUGCUGAAGGCCAGACCACCACACUCCAUCAAGACGCUCAGCGCUGCAGCUGAGAAGGCCUCAGGAAUCCCCGCCUACCUCCCAAACUGUCUGCUCCUCAAGGACACCAUCAGGAGAGCCCAAGAGUGGCUCCAAGAAGCUGAGGAGCUCCAGGUGAGGAUGUGUAUGAAGCAACAUGCCCAGGUGACUCCAAAGGCAACAGUACCGUAAUU
This is a messenger RNA of Nematolebias whitei (Rio pearlfish), 3310 nucleotides long. It is a transcript of the gene kdm5bb, whose product is annotated as lysine (K)-specific demethylase 5Bb. Gene Ontology annotation, molecular function: histone demethylase activity; DNA binding. Bases 165 to 3308 code for a protein of 1047 amino acids. Lineage: Eukaryota; Metazoa; Chordata; Actinopteri; Cyprinodontiformes; Rivulidae. Gene Ontology annotation, cellular component: nucleus. Gene Ontology annotation, biological process: chromatin remodeling. The record is from RefSeq and is a predicted model, not a curated record. The transcript is spliced from 21 exons.